Molecule: messenger RNA, 3331 nt
Organism: Athalia rosae (coleseed sawfly)
Lineage: Eukaryota; Metazoa; Arthropoda; Insecta; Hymenoptera; Athaliidae
Product: ATP-dependent RNA helicase dbp4-like
Exons: 6
Coding region: 130-3285 (1051 amino acids)
Molecular function (GO): ATP binding; RNA helicase activity; nucleic acid binding
Source: RefSeq, a predicted model, not a curated record
UUCGAUUGCAUCGAGUUGUUUAUGUCGACAACUGUCAGACGUCGAUAGAGCGAAAGUCGCAGAUUACUCUUGAACGUCAACCGCACGUUGUCUAGACCGGGCUUAAUAGCCUAAAAUAUAAGCCUCAAAAUGUUACGUCAAAUGGCGCACCAAGUAGAUUCAAAAUCUCGGACGAAUGACAUAAAAAUCAGUGAAGAUGUUACGUUUUUUCAAAUGGGUCUAAGUUCAAAAGUUUUUGAUGGUUUGACAAACUCUGGCUUCCAAAGACCCUCCCCGAUUCAGCUAAAGGCAAUACCACUUGGACGUUGUGGAUUCGAUCUAAUAAUGCGAGCAAAAUCCGGAACUGGUAAGACGGCAGUGUUUGGGAUCAUUGCUCUGGAGAUGCUAGAUUUGCAGGUGAAAGGCAUACAAGUUCUGAUCCUGGCACCAACAAGAGAAAUAGCAUUACAGGUGUCUGAAGUCUUGACUACCAUUGGCUCUCAAUUAACAGGGUUGAAAGUGGAGUCUUUCAUUGGCGGAUUAUCCAUUGAAGAUGAUCGAAAACGUGUCAACCAUUGUCACAUCGCAGUUGGUGCACCUGGGAGAGUAAGACAUUUGAUGGACAAGGGGAUUUUAAAAAUCAACAGUGUUAGAUUAUUUGUUUUAGAUGAAGCUGACAAAUUAAUGGAGACCAGUUUUCAAAAAGACAUAAAUUAUAUAUUCUCAAAGCUUCCAGUGAACAAGCAAGUCAUAUCUUCAAGUGCUACUUAUCCCGGUGAUUUGGAGAAUUUUCUUGGAAAAUAUAUGCGCUCACCGGUUUUGACAUCUCCAAACAAUGAUGGGCCAGUUCUUAUUGGCCUGCGGCAAUUUGUUGUCGUAGUUAAGCAUCAUCCGAAUGCUAUGAGACAGGUCCAAAUCAAGGUAGAGGAGCUACUUAAAAUUUUCACCAAAAUACCGUUCAAGCAGAGCAUUAUAUUUUCCAAUUAUCAAUCCAGAGCACAGUCGGUGUGUAGCAAGAUAAAUGCGAUGGGUUUUUCUGCAAUAUACAUUGUGGGGAACCAGCUAAUGCAGAAACGAAUAGAAGGAUUCAAAAAAUUGAAGGAUUUUAAAUGCAGAAUAAUGGUAACAACAGAUCUAACAGCAAGAGGAAUUGACGCCGAAAAUGUGAACCUAGUCAUUAACUUAGAUGUGCCCCUAGACGGUGCAACAUACCUGCAUAGAAUUGGCAGAGCUGGAAGAUACGGAUCUCAUGGAAUUGCUGUGACUAUUGUUUCUGAAGAUGAGAUUGAAAACUUUAGGGAAUUGUUAGCUUCUGUUGGUGGAACAGAAUUUUCUAUUCUGAAACUUCCUCAGAACUACCCUGAUGAUAUUUGGAAUGAAAAUGACUGUGUUUUUGAGAGAAUUCAUGCUAAAAGUGACAAGGAUGAUAAAGAAACCGAAAUUAUUAAUGAUAGUGUCGCUAAAUCCCAACAUGGUAUUCCAUUGAUCCCAAAAAAUGUGUCUCACAUCGAAACUAGUUCUUUACCCGCAGCUAAUAUAGAAGUCACUGAGACUGGGGCUACAUCGAAUAGUCUUUGGACGAAUUCGAGAUAUACCAGGAACUCUAUCAAAUUGGAUUCUCUAUUUAAAAUUGAAGAAACUUUAGGUUUCGAUGAUCAGAAAACUAUUGACUCCCAGUUUAGGGCAAAACAGACUAUAACGGAUCUGAAAGAGGAGUCAAGUCAAGUGCACAAAUUUAAAGCAAAGGCGAGUGGCACAGAGAACCCUUCAACAAUGCAAAAAUUGAACAAAGAUAUUACGUUUCAAGUAAAUCUUUCUGGUUUGUCUGAGGAAAAUGACGAUUGCAACUUAGCACAGGAGGCUGUUGUUGAAUGCUUAAGAUCAGGACCUCGGAAAAUGUCAGAAGUAAAAGAAGUGCUAAAAACGCAAGAAGACAGAGUUCCUGAUAAAUUUAAUGCCGAAAGCAUGAUAGAGCUACUAGAAAAUGCUUUUGAACAAUUGCAAACACAGAAUAAUAUAAACAGAGAAACGGAUGUGGAAAAAACAUUAAAGCUGCAGGAUAUCCUGCGAGAUUUGAAAAACUUGCUCUCUAGCGGGAAAAGCGAGGAUUCUAUAAAUUUUGAUAAAGUUUAUUUAACACUCAAAGAGGUAAGUCGGUGGAGAGAGCGACUCGAUUUUGAAAUUGGCUGGUUGAAAGCAGCCUUGGAUAUUCCUCACGGUUGGGCAUCAAAUAAGUGGCACCGACUUGUAUAUAAAGAGCAUUACUCUGCCAUGAUGACUUUUCUAGAAAUGCAAAAGCAGGCACUUUUAUUGGUAUACCCUGAUAUUCAAACUGAAGACGACGACUGUCCUCCUGUGCCGAUAGAGAUAUUCCGAGAGGUUGAUGAGUUUGCCAAAACGCAUCGAAUAGUCAGAAAACACCUGAAUACGUAUUUUCCUUAUCCAACGUGUCUUGAGGAGACCCUACCACAACUAGUGUUUACUAACGAACAAAUCGAGAACUAUAAGAUCGCGGUGCAAUAUCUGCAGUCUGAUCCAAAUCCCGCGCAUGUUAUGAUGAAAGUUAAAUCAGCUGCAGCAUUUUUGAACAAUAGAGAAAAAUACGAUAAGGAAUUCACGCGCUUUAUUCAAGGAAAAAUCUCGUAUUCUCAGCUUAUCACUUUCCUCGAGAGUGAAAGGGUUGAAAAAACAGAUAAAAUGAAGGUCCGCGACGAAGAAAAAAAUAUAAAUGAUUCUAACUUCGCAACCGAAAACUUUAAUUCGUCUAGUAGCGACUCUCCCGAGACAGAGAUUUCCGAUGACCUUAGACCGUGCAUGGCGAAGCCCGAAAUUCCAAAUGAAAUAAUCAGCGAUACCCCCGCUGAGAAAAAAACCGAAAACCUAGCACAGGUUGAUUCGGAAUAUUCUAGCAGCGAUUCCUCAGAGGUUGAAUCGAACCAUUCUGAUAAUACAUCGAUAGCAAGUUCAAAAAGUCUGGAAGAAGAGACCGAGUUUUAUAGCUGUGCCUUGAAGGAUACGAAAUCAUCGCAGCGACGAAAAUUUGUACCGAUUCAAACAAACAAUUUUACAUACGAUGAUCAGCCCAGAGAUUUCGGAGGUAGAGGGGAUCAUAGGAUUUUCAAACCAGUUGCUAAUGAAAAUCGUAAUAAAGGGUAUUCGAAAUUGGAAUCAGGAAGAAGAUCUGACGAUAAAAUUAGUGAUAAUGUCAUGCAAGAGCUUGAUAGAUGGUUUGAGGAACUCAGAUCGCGGACAAACCAGAUUCAUAUGGAAGAAUAUUGCAGAGGAAUGUUAAAGUACAAUUAUUGAGAAUAAGUUAUCUUUUUUUUUAAUAAAUUGGGAUGUAACAAAUUUU